This is a messenger RNA of Coccinella septempunctata (seven-spotted ladybird), 1377 nucleotides long. Its product is annotated as putative methyltransferase C9orf114. The coding region runs from base 87 to 1280 and encodes 397 amino acids. The record is from RefSeq and is a predicted model, not a curated record. Lineage: Eukaryota; Metazoa; Arthropoda; Insecta; Coleoptera; Coccinellidae. The transcript has a single exon.
UGCAACUAACCUAACCUAGCUUUUACUUCGUUUAUUUUGCAAAAUAUAUAUUUUUUGUUUAUAUAAUUUUAUUUGAUUUAGUUAUUAUGGAUUCUAAAAAAGUAAAUGACAAAAAAUUGCAAAGCUGGAGUGAAAUAAAUAAAGAGCGUAAACGUAAGAAGAAAGAAUAUAAAGAAAAAGCAAUUGAAGCUAAAAAACUGAAAGAAAUGAAACAAGAGGUUGAAUCAGCAAAAAAUGAAACUGCGAAAAACAGUAUAGAAGAAAAGAAAGAAAUAUCAACAUUAUCCAUAGCUUUGCCAGGUUCCGUUCUAGAAAAUGCCCAAACUGAAGAAUUGCGAGCUUAUUUGGCUGGACAGAUUGCGCGUGCUGUAUGUUUGUAUCAAGUAGAUGAAGUUAUUGUGUUUGACGACUAUGCAGAUGAAGAUAAAAGUAAAGCGACGUCUGUAGAAGAUGACUUUGGUUUCAAAACAAUAAGACAUUGUUGUGGACAGCUAGCCCGUAUACUUCAGUACUUAGAAUGUCCACAAUACCUUCGCAAACAUUUCUUUCCUAUUCAUAAGGAUCUAAAAUAUUCUGGAUUAAUGAAUCCUCUGAAUGCACCCCAUCAUCUAUCUUCUAAGGAUGAGUCUGAAUUUAGGGAAGGUGUUGUUACUAAUAAACCUGUCAAACCAGGAAAAGGUUCUAUUGUAUAUAUUGGUUUACGUCAAGAUGUCCAUGUAGAUAAAUUAUUAGUCGAAGGUGCCAGAUGUACUGUAAAAUUACAUAUGGAUACAAUGAAUACUAAAAAAUUGAAAGGAAUUGUUGUAAGUCCUGACAUACCUAGAAAAGAAACUGGUAUUUAUUGGGGUUAUAGGGUUAGGCUAGCUAAGUCAUUGGCUCAAGUGUUUUCAGAGUGUCCUUAUAAAGAUGGUUAUGAUUUAACCAUAGGAACAUCAGACAAAGGCUCUUCAAUAGAUUCAUUUCACUGUCCAUCUUACAAACAUGCCUUAAUAAUGUUUGGUGGUGUACAGGGUUUAGAAUUCGCACUUGAAAAUGAUCAAACCAUAAAGGAGAAUGAUCCAGAGUUGAUAUUUGAUCAUUAUUUAAAUACUCUUCCUGGCCAAGGCUCAAAAACAAUAAGAACAGAAGAGGCCAUUCUUAUAAGUCUAGCUGGGCUUAGAUCAAAAUUAAACCCAAAAUUUCCACCUGUUUCUUUCAAUCAAAAUAAUGGUACAAAUACAAUUAUUUCACCUAAUAAUGAAUCCAUAGAGAAUGUGGAAGAUAUGAGCAGAUUUGAUUGAAAUUACAUGCUGAUUUUUGUAAUGAAAUGUUUCCAAAAGCUCAUCAAUUUUAAGUACUUUUUUAAGUAUUUGUUAUAAAUAAAUAGAUUGGAAAUAA